AUGUGGGAUAUUUUCCCCAUUCAGCUCAUUCAACAGAGAAGUGCAUAUCCAUUUGGAACAGCCAUCAAACUGGAUAAGUUUAACGUUCCUGCCUAUCAGUUUUUCACAGAUUUCGUGCUGAGACAUUUUAAUUGGGCAGUUAUAGCAAACAAACUGAAAUGGUACGGAAUAGAGAGGAUUCAGGACCGCAGUCAAUAUUCUGAAUCACUUGCCGCACUCAAAGUACUGGAAAGCCACGGAAUAAAGUCUCGCGGACACAAUAUGUUUUGGGGCGUGGACAAGUUCGUCAAUUCCUGGCUUUACAGUAUGUCACCGUCCGAACUGGUCGCUGAACUACAAUCUCACGUACAGGAAGUCAUCAACAACACGAAAGGAAGACUUGCGCACUGGGAUGUCAACAACGAAAAUCUCCAUGGUGACUGGUAUGAACGCAAUACGACGGACCCAGAUAUCACACCUAAAAUGUUUCAGUGGAUUCACUCCCAGGAACCGGAAACUAAGUUAUUCCUGAAUGAUUACUCCGCCAUACCAAAACCUGACCUAACAACAGCUAUCAAGAAUCAAGCUGUCCGAUUUCUUCAAAAUAACAUACCCAUUCAUGGUAUCGGGGUACAAAGUCAUUUCUACACUACGGUUAUCGAUAUGGAUGCAAUAAAGUACAGAUUGGACAAACUGGCCGAGGCAGGACUGGACAUAUGGGCGACGGAGCUAACGGUGGAUGAAGUUGAUGACGUCAAAAAAGCAGAUGCCCUGGAGAAACUCCUGACCAUGUACUUCAGUCACCCGUCGGUGGGCGGGGUCAUUCUUUGGCAUUUUUGGAAUGAAUCUCUAUGGCAUCCCAACGAGAAUCUGUUUGAUGGACCGGAUAUCAAGCCUAAUGCAGCUGGCCAGAAGUUUCUGGACCUUGUCCACGGGGCGUGGAAAUCUAACAUCAGUGAAGGUGUGAUUCCCGGACAGACUUACAACAUCACAGCGUUCUUAGGAGAAUACAUUCUGAACGUUAAACACAACGGUCAAGUCCUACAUCAACAGAACUUUACACUAGACUCCGCGGGACGGGACAUCACUGUCUAUUUAUCAGAUGACCAGCGAAGCGUUUCACGAGUCCAGUUUAGCGCAUGGAUUCCUUACAGGGGACAGUGUGUAACGUCCCAGGGGAGACGACUGUUGGCUAUCCCUAAGAUUGUUAUUCUGUGUAUUUGUUUGCUGCCUGCCUUUGUUGCAAUGCUUUCCGGAUGAUUUUCUUGUGAUACUACACUUGUCCUUCGGUUACCUUCUGGACAGUAAGCCUGUUACCCUCUACAUUGUGUGCUUGACCUUCAGUCAUCCUGUGUUCGAACUACUUGACUUUAAGUUACCCUUUCCAAUUUACUUCCAGUUAGCUUCUGGAUAGUGAGCUUAAACUUCAGUUACUAUCCGGAUAUUGCGAUUGAUCUUCGGUUACUUUCUGGAUAGUGUACUUGACCUUCGGUUUCCCUCUGGAUCGUGCACUUGACCAUCAAUUAUCAUCUAUAUUUUCUUUGAAGUGUUGUGGUGUCAAUGCAGAAAUUUUGAUAACAUGGUACUGUUUCAUUUCGACAUAGAUUAGAUUAAAUAUAUAGACAUUUGUAGGUAUUCGGUACUGUGUAUGAUAUAAAGCUGAAAACCUGACCCUGAGAUCAUUAUCCACGUUUUGCUAUAAUAGCGUUUAGUCACAGUUUUUUGUUUGUUUGUUUGUGAAUUUAUGUGAACUUUGACCUCGUAUAUCUCUUUGAGGUCAUCGAAUACCAUGACAAAUUUUAUAAAACAAAUUGCUCCCUGUC
This is a messenger RNA of Ostrea edulis (European flat oyster), 1802 nucleotides long. RefSeq lists its product as uncharacterized. The transcript has 9 exons. Gene Ontology annotation, biological process: carbohydrate metabolic process. Gene Ontology annotation, molecular function: hydrolase activity, hydrolyzing O-glycosyl compounds. Bases 1 to 1239 code for a protein of 412 amino acids. The record is from RefSeq and is a predicted model, not a curated record. NCBI's taxonomy places the organism in Eukaryota, Metazoa, Mollusca, Bivalvia, Ostreida, Ostreidae.